UGUCAAACGGUAACAACUUUAACAGCAGUGAGUGUCACGACUGUUAUGUUAGACUGCGACGUUAUCAUUAUAGAACAAUCACGUAGCUUACAUGACAGAAUUCAGGCUUCGCCCUAUCUGCUAAUCAACUCACUAGGUCAUUAAAUAAAACAAUAAACACCCAUAAUUAAUCGUCCACAAGGCAAAUUGUUUGUCUUAAAUUUCCAGCAUUGUGAAGAACAGUGCAAGUUGGCAUAUCUUCAGUUACGGAGAGGGAGGUGUUUGGUCAGCGCAAAAUGGCGGCGACAACAAAUGGUAAUGGCAACUUAGUCGAUGAAUUCGAAGAAGCUUUUCAGUCAUGUUUGAAUGUACUUACGAAAGAGGAGACCGUGCCGGCUAUGGAGAAGGAUGAGAUUAAAGUUGAAGUUGAUCACACAAUCCUGCGGUUUAUCGAUCUGGCCCGUCAGAUGGAAGCAUUUUUUCUACAGAAACGGUUUUUACUUUCAGCCUUGAAGCCAGAAUUAGUUGUGAAAGAGGAUGUCACAGAACUGCGUGUGGAGUUAAUGCGCAAAGAAGAACUCAUAAAAAGGCACUAUGAGAAAAUCACUGUCUGGCAGAAUAUGCUGGCUGACCUGCAGGGUUGGGGCAAGUCUCCAGCAUCCUCAGGAAUACCCAAUGGUACAGCACAACAACCACCACAACCUCCAGCAGCCCCUAAUCUCCAGCAGCAACAACAACAACAACAACAGCAGCAACAACAACAGCAGCAGCAGCAACAGCAGCAGCAGCAAUUGCAGCAGCAGUUACACCAACAGCAGCAGUUGCAGCAGCAGCAGUUGCAACAAAUGCAGCAGCAGCAGCAGCAGCAACAGCAACUUCAGCAACAGAUGCAGCAACAGUGAGCCCCCUGUGGGUUUCUCACUGGAACUGUUUGUGUGUGCUUGCAGGGCAUGGCAGGUGCAGGCCCUCUGGUGUUCCUCCCACAAGGGGGAGGGCCACCUUUCCCCCCUCAGGGUCCGUUGCAGGGUCCACUGGCCUACCUCGAAAAGACGACGAGCAACAUAGGGCUGUCGGAAGGACGGAGGUGACGGGGGCGGGGGAGGGGGCGGGGCAGAGGCCGGGGGCGUGGGCGCGGCCGGGGGCGUGGCGCACCGCCUGAGUACGGGCCUGCCCCCUAAACCCUCCCUCCUGUCUCUUCAUUUCCAGCCAGUUGUUUUGUUGAUGUUAAUUUUUUUAUAAAUGUUACCAUAUUUAUAGAAUUAACUAUUAUCAUUUCACCAAUUAAGUUGCAGUCUGUGAUCUCUGUUUUGACGAAGCUGAUGUUACUUGAUAUAAUUGACAGUAUAUGAAAGAAUUGGCAAAGAAACCGUAUGUUAGUGCUUCCUGAGUUAUAAGAUUAUUCGUAUUAAUCUCUUGCAACAGCUGGGAAAUCAGUUGCUUGUAGAAAUUCUCGAAUGAAAUACAUCGUUGAUACUAUUCAACAUUUUGUAUGUGGACUUUCAGUUGUCUGUCUAGAUUGCAGUUUGCAGUGAAAUACUGAUGUAAAAAUUUUCACUGUCAUUUCAGGUCUUAAUCUACUGUUUUUGUAGUAUAUUGGUUUGAAUUUUUAUUAUGUUGGAGGGACUGAAACAGAAACCUCUGCCACACUGUUCGGAAUUUUGUGGAUGUCAGAUGUGAGCGGAUAGGACAUAGGCUGAGAACUGUAGCUUUAAAAUCGUAUUAAUGCUAUAGAAUGUGAGAGAAGAAAAACAAUAUUUGAUUAUAAAUGGCAGUUUUACAGUUUUAAGUGGUAGUUCCAUGAAACAACUGGUUUCUAUAAUUCAGCAAAUGUUACAGAAAUCAGUUGCAAUAUUAUGACUAUUUUUUAAUACCUUAAAAUCUGAUGCCAAAACUGAUGAACAUUUAUCAUGGUUCAGAUAACUAACAGUAAAUUAUUUUUAUAUGUAUCUUCAGCUGAUUUUAUAUUUUGAUCUGAUGUUAUCGUUGCUCCUCUCCUGUAAAACUUUAAGAACUCUUGUGAAUAUAAUACUAGUAUUUAUAUUUUUAGGUAACAGUUCACCACAAAAUAUUCCUCACCUAAUCGUUUCACAUUACAGUAGCAAAGGAUGUGCAUCUAUUUUAUUCAUGUGCCUUUUUAAUAAAAUACUCACUAUGUGCACUGAUGCGUAAGUCACAGUUUCUUCUUCAAACUGGUAUUUCUUAUAUCUGCAGUAGCAGUCAUUUCAUGGCUGUAAAUAUUUUUAGUGUUUCACUGCAAAUAAAUUUUACUUUUAACUGACUAGUGUACACUCCCUAUUGCUGCAAGUUAUAUUGAUUGUCAGGGGCUUAAAUGCCCUGGCAUUUCACAAGUAACAAUCAGUGCCUUAUGGUAUUUUCUAUUUGUGAGAUCCUUACUAAUAUUUUGUUUUGUAGUACAUUGCUUACAUCGAUGAACAUUCUGCCAGUCACAUCAUAUAUUGUCAUUAGGAUCAAGACAGUGUUGUUGGGUGUUCAGAAUUUACAUUUUUUGUUACAGGCUUAUUGGAAGAUGUGUCAAAAAAGUAUUUAUUUCCUCUGUUGUUUAAAGUCUAACACUAAUGCAAAAAGUUAUUUAUUGGACUGAGAAAUUGUUGAGGUUCUGAAUUGUUGCCUCUGCUCUCUUAAAAAGAGGAUUCUAAAUUAGAAAUUUGUCUUUUCCAGACAAUUUUGACAAUCUGUAUUUGUGGAAAUGAAGGUAAAAAUUCUAUGUAUUCUGUAAAUAACCCAGUGCCUGUUACAAAAUAAAUGUAUACGAGUGGAUACACAUGUAAAAACCGUUUUCAAAUUGUAAAUUGUGUAAAUAUAUCAAUCUGUUUGGAUUCAUA
Molecule: messenger RNA, 2822 nt
Organism: Schistocerca gregaria
Lineage: Eukaryota; Metazoa; Arthropoda; Insecta; Orthoptera; Acrididae
Product: mediator of RNA polymerase II transcription subunit 28-like
Exons: 4
Coding region: 276-881 (201 amino acids)
Cellular component (GO): mediator complex
Source: RefSeq, a predicted model, not a curated record